Molecule: messenger RNA, 468 nt
Organism: Penicillium cosmopolitanum
Lineage: Eukaryota; Fungi; Ascomycota; Eurotiomycetes; Eurotiales; Aspergillaceae
Exons: 2
Coding region: 1-468 (155 amino acids)
Source: RefSeq, a predicted model, not a curated record
AUGGCGGCUCACUCGCACAACGCCCGCCCCAACGGCCCAGCCCUGUCGUCAAAUGACGACACCUGGGAUUCAGGGUACCCAGAGGUCGCCUGGACCAACCCAGCCUGCUAUCCCACACCAGCAAUGGCGGUGGGACAGCACUGGUUACACCACGGGCCACAUAGCAAUUCGAACCCGGUCGGUAGUCCAAAUGGUUACAUUCUACCCGACGCCCACAACGCAGCCUGUCACCCCAAUACUCCCAAGAGCACUCCGAUGGCAAGGAUCUCGUCCUUCAACUCCUCACCAGAAGAACCACUCGACACUACGAACUACGAAAAUACAUGUGCACAUGGGAUAGGGGCCCAAUCCCGCCAGGCGGCGGGCAUCGAGUAUGUGUUCACGACUAAUUAUACCCUCAUGACUUAUGAAUACUAUGAUACAUCACUCUCUGACAUAACCCAGUGUCAACCACUACGGGAGAUAUAA